UGUGGCCGUUAUCUCCGUGAAAAUUCCGUCAACUCUACCUCUUUCCCUAUAAAUACCCCGCUCUAACGCACUGUGAUUUCAAACCUAAGCCAAACAUUCGGAUUUCAAAUCAGCGUUUCUCUAUUCACCAAGCAGCUCAGGAACUUUUAAUUGUUUACCAAGAAAAUGUAAAUUGGUCUGUGAUAGAAAAUAAGCGCUGGCUUGAAUUAGGUGAAAAUUACCUUCUACUGGGUUGGUAUGGUCCAUGGAUUGUCAUGUCAGCCAAGAAAUGAUGAAUUAGUUGUUUAGAGGAACCAAGGGGAUAUUUUUUUAUAUGUACUUUAAUAUUUGCUGUAUAUUAGAAUACUGGGUGAUGGCUACAUCUGUUUCAUGCUUCUUCUUGGAUUUCAAUAUGCAGAUGAGUAGAGAGUUAUUUUAAUAAUGUAACACUGUUGCAUUUCCUUGGAACAUGAAUAUGAGGAAGGCAACUAUGGUUUGAUUGUUUUGUGUUACUGCUUACAGGUCAGUUUUUGGAGGUGCUCGGGUUCAGGUUCUAUUCAAGGAAUUAUAAAGCUGAAUUUAGUUUUGACUAGGAAGGGUGUGGUUGAUCAGUUCUGCAUUGGGAAUAAUUAUUUCUUUUUGGGCUACAUAUCGUGGGGAAGAGCUGAUGAUAAAAGCAUAGCAUGGACUCACAGCAGCUUUUCACAGUUGGCAUUUCUAGUGGAGGAUUAUCAAACGCAUCUUCUCAUUCUACUGCCUCUCCAGUAGCUAAGAGUUUGAUUGGGUCUAUAAAAUUUGACAAGAGAAACUCACCUAACUCACCUUUUUCAAGUCAGUUUGAGUGUGAUGCUGUUACCACUUUGAGUGACAGCCCUUCUUGUAAUUCUUCACUGGAAUCCACCAGUUAUUAUCAUCAGUUAAGCCCUUCUGUAGACAGCCUAGCGCUCUAUCCUCGUGGGACUUCAUAUGUAGAGAAAGCAAAUUGUAGCCAGAAUAUAGAAUACGUUUUGCAGGAAUUUGAGACUGAACUGAUGGCACUUGAUGGAGACAAAGAAGUAUCAACACUGAAUUCUUCUUAUGGGGAGAGUGGUAUUCUGCAUGCAUCUGGCCAUCAUAGAUCUAGAACUUCUUCGAGCCAGGCCCAUCAGAUGUUGAAGCCUCAGCCAUCUGUUAUUUCUAGGUAUAGGCAGUUGGGUGAAGGUGCUCCAAUGGAGAAUCACUGCAACACAAUGCUGGAAUCAUCAUUGCUGGGUUUUCCUUCAAUCAAUCUAAAGCAGUUAUUGAUUGCAUGUGCUAAAGCUCUCUCUGAAAACUACAUCAAUGAUUUUGAUAAGUUGAUUGCAAAGACUAGAGGUGCUGUAUCUAUCAGUGGAGAACCAAUACAGCGUCUUGGCGCUUACAUGGUAGAAGGGUUAGUAGCAAGGAAGGAAAAAUCAGGCUCUAACAUAUACCAUGCUCUUAGGUGUAGGGAGCCUGAUAGCAAGGACUUACUUUCUUAUAUGCACGUCCUGUAUGAAAUCUGCCCCUACUUGAAGUUUGGUUGCAUGGCAGCCAAUGGGGCCAUAGCUGAAGCAUGCAAAAAUGAGGAUCGCAUCCAUAUUGUAGAUUUUCGGAUGGCUCAGGGAACACAGUGGAUGACUCUCUUGCAGGCGCUUGCAUCUAAACCUUCUGGGCCCCCUCAUGUGCGGAUCACAGGAAUUGACGAUCCUGUUUCAAAAUAUGCCCGUGGUUAUGGAUUGGAGGCAGUUGGUAAACAUUUGGCUGCAAUUUCUCAGAAAUUCAAUAUCCCUGUUGAGUUUCAUCCUGUACCUGUUUUUGCUUCUCAAGUGACUCUGGAAAUGCUUGAUGUCAGGCCUGGGGAGGCUCUUGCUGUGAACUUCCCUCUGCAGCUCCACCACACCCCAGAUGAAAGCGUUGAUGUGAACAACCCGAGGGAUGGACUUUUGAGGAAGAUAAAGUCCCUUAAUCCAAGAGUGGUCACCUUGGUGGAGCAAGAAUCAAACACAAACACUGCUGCUUUCCUUCCUAGGUUCAUUGAAGCAUUAAACUAUUACUUGGCAAUGUUUGAGUCAAUUGAUGUGAUCAUGCCAAGGGACCAAAAGCUGCGAAUCAAUGUUGAACAACAUUGCUUGGCGAGGGAUAUCGUGAACAUUAUUGCUUGUGAGGGGAUGGAGAGGGUGGAGAGACAUGAACUGUUUGGAAAAUGGAAGUCUAGGUUUACAAUGGCAGGGUUCCAGCAGUGCCCAUUAAGCCCAUAUGUCAACUCUGUGAUUAAGAGCUUGUUGAGGAGUAACUCAGAGCAUUACAAACUGGUGGAAACAGAUGGGGCUACAUUGUUUGGCUGGAAAGACAGGGCUUUGAUCUCAGUAUCCGCUUGGCACUGAGUGUAAGAAUAUACAUAUAAAUAUAGAAACAAUAAAUCUAUCUACACUUAUAAUAAGUACUAAUUUAGAUAUCAAUGAUGAUGUGUUACCAUGUGAUUGAGUGAUUUUAAAUUAAAAAUAAAGUAGUAUUAAAUCACAUGAUGACACAUCGUUAUCAAUACUCACAUUAAUACUUAUUAUAAAUACACAUAUCAUUGCUCUUUUUGUAGCGUUAGGUUUGUACCAUUGUUCUUUUGUACUAAUAAUUCUUUGUUACAAUUUAGAUUAUACAUGCUGUCUUUAGUUUAUGAUUCAUGUAAUUAGUUCAGUCUAAAGUGGUUGGCCAAAUAAAAAAAUUUUGCAUCAUAUAUCAA
This is a messenger RNA of Mangifera indica (mango), 2716 nucleotides long. RefSeq names its product scarecrow-like protein 21. The record is from RefSeq and is a predicted model, not a curated record. The transcript is spliced from 2 exons. Lineage: Eukaryota; Viridiplantae; Streptophyta; Magnoliopsida; Sapindales; Anacardiaceae. Gene Ontology annotation, biological process: regulation of DNA-templated transcription. Gene Ontology annotation, molecular function: sequence-specific DNA binding; DNA-binding transcription factor activity. Gene Ontology annotation, cellular component: nucleus. Bases 663 to 2363 code for a protein of 566 amino acids.